Messenger RNA from Saccharomyces eubayanus, 753 nucleotides. RefSeq names its product guanine nucleotide exchange factor SDO1 (gene SDO1). The record is from RefSeq and is a predicted model, not a curated record. The transcript has a single exon. Lineage: Eukaryota; Fungi; Ascomycota; Saccharomycetes; Saccharomycetales; Saccharomycetaceae. The coding region runs from base 1 to 753 and encodes 250 amino acids. Gene Ontology annotation, biological process: ribosome biogenesis; cytosolic ribosome assembly.
AUGCCUAUCAACCAACCAUCCGGACAGAUCAAAUUAACUAAUGUUUCAUUAGUGAAAUUGAAAAAAGCCCGUAAGAGAUUCGAAGUUGCAUGCUACCAAAAUAAAGUCCAAGACUAUCGUAAAGGAAUUGAGAAAGAUCUAGAUGAAGUGCUUCAAAUACACCAAGUUUUUAUGAACGUUUCCAAGGGUUUGGUUGCCAACAAGGAAGACCUACAAAAAUGUUUUGGGACUACGAACGUUGAUGAUGUUAUCAAAGAAAUUAUGCAUAAGGGAGAGAUUCAACUAUCAGAGAAGGAAAGACAAUUAAUGCUCAAUAAAGUGAACAAUGAGUUGCUAACAAUAAUCAGUGCCAAAUGUAUUAAUCCUUUAUCAAAGAAGAGAUAUCCGCCCACAAUGAUUCAUAAAGCCUUACAAGAACUGAAAUUCAGCCCUGUAAUCAACAAGCCUGCCAAAUUGCAAGCUUUAGAAGCUAUUAAAUUAUUAGUCUCUAAACAGAUAAUCCCGAUCGUAAGAGCCAAGAUGAAGGUCAAAGUGGCCAUAGGCGAGCCGUCGAAGCAACCUGAACUUAUCCAGAAAAUCAAUAAAUUGAUUACUACAUCACCACAAGAGCCAACAGAUCCGGAAUCGAAUCCAUGGACGUGUAUAGGUCUUAUUGAUCCUGUCAAUUAUAGAGACUUAAUGACCCUGUGUGAUAAAAAGGGAGCUGUACAAGUCUUGGAUAUGGCAGUCAUAGAUAAUACAACGCAUAACUAA